AUGCUCAUCUCCAUGCUGCUCAUUCCUCUGGCAGGUCUUGCAACUGCCUGGGAGCAGAUCGACAAGGAUAAAGCGCUGCUUGCCAUUGUUGAUAUUCAGGUCGGCCUGUUCUCCGCGGUCCGCGACUUUGAUCCGGUCACCUUCCGCAACGCGAUCUACGGCCAUGCCGAGCUUGCCAAACUAUUUGAUCUCCCUGUUGUCAUGACCACCUCGGUCCAGCACGGACCCAACGGGCCCCUCCCCAAUGACAUGGUGGCCAUGUUCCCGGACGCCGUCGUCAUUGAGCGACCGGGCGAGAUCAAUGCUUGGGACAACGCCGAGUUCCGCGCAGCUGUCGAGGCAACCGGCAGAAAGCAAAUCAUUAUUGCCGGUAUCAUGACCGAUGUCUGCACCGCAUUCCUGGCUCUUUCCCUCCGCGAGGCGGGCUACUCCGUCUGGGCCAACGCUGAGGCCUCGGGAACCGUGAGCCCGCUCGUCCGAGACAUUUCCAACGACCGCAUGGCCCGCGCAGGCGUCCACGUCGUCUCCUUCUUCGCCAUUCUCAGCGACCUCCUGCGCGACUGGCGCACCGAAGCUGGGCCUAAGAUACUGCCCUUCCUCGACAAGUACAUGCCCGCCGGCGGCUUCGUCGCGCGCGCCCACCUGGGUGCUAUUAAGAACGGGACUAUUGUUCCUGGUGAGGAAGGGCUUUGA
Messenger RNA from Microdochium trichocladiopsis, 693 nucleotides. RefSeq names its product isochorismatase. The coding region runs from base 1 to 693 and encodes 230 amino acids. Lineage: Eukaryota; Fungi; Ascomycota; Sordariomycetes; Xylariales; Microdochiaceae. The record is from RefSeq and is a predicted model, not a curated record. The transcript has 4 exons.